UUCCAACUUUUGCGGAUUAUCGUACUCUUGGGUCCCCGAAGAGCGAUAGCUAUAUCGACGGUGAUUUGCUAUACGUUUUUCCUUCAUUUCCAGAGACGGAGACUUAUUCAGAGCGGUGGAGGCCUUUGCAACGAAAGCAUAGUCAUGUUGGAAGAACCAGACUUUGAAAUUGACAUUUCAACCAGGGACUUUGCACAGGAUGAGAGCCCGCUCACAAGACGAGAAAUAAACCUCAGAAAAACGUUUGGCUACAGAAGAGUACUGAUCCAACCCUCAGAGGAAAUCGGUCACGGCUCAUAUGGAAGGGUCAUAAAAGCUAAGCUUGACGGUCUUCCUUGUGCCGCCAAACUCCUUCACCACAUCUUCUUCACCUCAAAUGAUCCGAAUUUUGCCGACUUCAUUCGACGCUUCAAGCAGGAGUGCCGGAUCCUGCGUCACCUGAAGCAUCCGUGCAUCAUGCAGUUCCUGGGGGUCCUGGAAGACCCUCGACCUCGCAGCAACCGCAGACCGAUUCUCCUCAUGGAACUGAUGGAGCAGAGCCUCACUGCCUUCCUAGAGAGCCAACAGAGAGCUCUCCCAUAUCAUGUCCAGGUGAACAUCACCUACGACAUCACUCUGGCCCUCGAUUACCUUCACGGCAACGGUAUUCAACACCGCGACCUUUCCAGCAACAACAUUCUUCUCACUGCUGGUUCCCGGGCCAAGCUGACCGACUUUUGAAUGUCCAAGAUGGUCGACCUUAAUCCCCGCAUGAGCAGAAAUAAUACGCUCACAGAAUGUCCCGGUACACUUGCCUACAUGCCUCCCGAGGCACUGGUCAAAGGGCCAGCUUAUUCCGACAAGAUUGAUGUGUUCUCCACUGGAGUUCUCAUCGUUCAAAUCAUCACUCGCACCUUUCCUAAUCCGACCGAUCCUCAUAGAAAAGUGGAAGAUUCGAAGUACGGAGGCUCUAUUCUAAUCCCAGUAACGGAGCUAGAACGACAUAAGGAUGACCUUAAAAGAGUUUUUAUGACUCACCCACUUCGCCCAAUAGCCUUAGAAUGCCUCAAAGAUAGAGAGAAAGAAAGGCCUCCUGCAGGUAACCUCUGCCGGAGAUUGGCACAACUGAGGGCAACUCCAGAGUAUGGAGACAGCAAGUGCCAGUACAACCAACAGGUGGUUGAACUGCCACCAACCCCUUCCGCACUGAGGAUGAGGGACACAGAGAUAGCAGUGCUGGAUGGACACAUUGAAGCUCUCAAUCGGGAGAAGAGAAGGUCCUGGGCGGAAUCUUCCGGAAGAAAACUGAAAGAAAGUUUGAUGAGGAGAUAGCAGAGCUCCACGUAGAGAAGCAACCACUGGUCUCGGAGAAAGAUAGGGAAGAGGAGGAGGAACGAAGGAAAGCAGAGUACAAGAAUGAAAAUGACCGUUUGAAGAAAAGAGUUGAUCAAGUAGAGACAGAAAAUGCAAAAGUGCUCUCUGAGAGUGCUAGGCUCAAGAGGUAUAUUGAAGAACUAGAGAAGGAGAAAGCUGUGGCCGCAUCAGAGAAAGCUGAACUUCAAGAGAAGCUUGUGGAAUUGAACCGGAUCGUCAAAACACAUCUGCAGCAAACCAGUACCUCGGAAGAAAGGGAAAUGGAUCAAAAUCAGGAAGGAAAUCUUAAGCGGUGGGUCUCUCUUCCUUCACUGAAGUUGGGAGAAGGUGAAGAAGAUAAAGAGCUAAUGGUUGCAGAGAAAGAUAUGUCAAAAACAAAAGUGUUACGACUCAACCUCAGUGAGAUCUACCAGUACCUCAAUGCCAAGUCCAUACUCCAUGAGAUGGUGGAGAGAAAGCUCAUCACAUCACAACAGAAGGGAAAUGCAGAGGCAUACAGCUCUGCAUAUGCACAGAAUAUUUCAGCUGGAGUUGCUCUGUUUGAGACGGGAAGCUCACCUACAGUUGCACUAGAUCUGUGCACUAUCCUAGAGGCAACUGACUUCCAAGGAGGGAAAAAAUUGGCAAUGAAACUCACAUCAGACCAUGAUAACAUCAGUGCAAUAAAGAAAAAACAGGUUAUGCAGAGGUUUUACCCACCACCUACCACCACCCCACCAUCGGAGCUGAAAGUAUCAGAUCUUCAGAGUCAGUUCUUACAGACACUAGCAGCAGUGAUGGAGGCAUUUGAGCAGCUUCCUGACUCCCUCUCUCGUCUGAAACAGUUCUUCAGUCGACUAGUGCUGCCAAUGGGAGAGGGAAAAGUCAUCCCAAUAGUCAACCGAAGCACAUAUAAGAAUGCUGCCUCAACAGAAGAGAUGUUAAGAUGCCAGCCUAGUCCCUGGAACUGCUUCAGUCCCCACCUCCUCAUGAUGAUGUCAGUGGAAUGCCAGUGUCCUCAAGCCAUUGAACCAGUGGAGCAGUUCCUCCAAUAUCGCAGCAAGUGUGCCUCUUCCCUGAUUUGUCGACGGACGAAGUUACUGACAAAAGCAAGCAACAUGACCACUUCCCACAGUCCGUCCCACCUGGCCUGCCACACUGCUCCCGUCAACGACCUGCAGUCUCUUCAUCCCAGUGUGUUUGAUGAGCGAAAGAAUCCAGAGCGUCUGCAGACCAUCAGAGUCACAGUCCAGGUUGAUCGACCUCACCUCACUCUCCAGGACUAUGAUGACAUCACUACUGCUGUCUGUGGCUUCUUUCACAUCCCCCGAGUAGCUCUAGUGUAUGCAGGUUGUUCUGAGGAUGGCCAGGUGGUCAGCUGGAACAUGUCCACUGCUCUACUGCCUUACUUGAAGAGAGCUAGUUCUGGUGUGAGCUCUGAUCGACUAAUGGCAGAGCAAAGGAUACUUGGAGUAGCAGCUGGAGACCUACAAUACCACUGUCUCAGUGUGAAAGAGGUGGAGUUAUUUGAAGCAGCGUUCUAUGGAUUGGAAAAAAGAGUUCAGAGCCUUAUUCUGCAAAAAGUCUCCAUAAAUUGUGUGGAUAAGGAUGGCAGGACUCCUCUCUACAUUGCCAGUCGGAAAGCACAUGGAGCAGUUGUUAAACUACUACUUCAACAACAUGCUGAUGUCAGAAUAUGUAAGAAGAAUGGAUGGACUCCACUAAUGGCAGCAUCAUUCAAUGGACAUACUGAUGUUGUACAAACACUGAUUGAGGCUAAGGCACAGAUCAACACACAGGAAGAGAAUGGCUGGACUGCUCUUCACCUAGCAGCUCAAGAAGGCAAAGUUGAUGUGGUGAGACUAUUGACUGAAGCUCAGGCUCUGGUCAACAUACAUACUGAGGAUGGCAGGACUCCUCUCUACAUUGCCAGUCGGAAAGCACAUGGAGCAGUUGUUAAACUACUACUUCAACAACAUGCUGAUGCCAGCAUCUGUAAGAAGAAUGGCUGGACUCCACUAAUGGCAGCAUCAUUCAGUGGACAUACUGAUGUUGUACAAACACUGAUUGAGGCUAAGGCACAGAUCAACACACAGGAAGAGAAUGACUGGACUGCUCUUCACCUGGCAGCUCAAGAAGGCAAAGUUGAUGUGGUGAGACUAUUGACUGAAGCUCAGGCUCUGGUCAACAUACAGACUGAGGAUGGCAUGACUCCUCUCUACAUUGCCAGUGAUAAAGGACAUGGAGCAGUUGUGAAACUACUACUUCAACAACAUGCUGAUGUCAGCAUCUGUACAAAGACUGGCUGGACUCCACUAAUGACAGCGUCAUUCAAUGGACAUACUGAUGUUGUACGAACACUGAUUGAGGCUAAGGCACAGAUCAACACACAGAAAAAGGAUGACGUGACUGCUCUUCACCUGGCAUCUGCAGAAGGCAAAGUUGAUGUGGUGAGACUACUGACUGAAGCUCAGGCUCUGGUCAACUUACAGACUAAGUGGGGAAGAAGACCUAUAGACAUUGCCAGAUCUAGAGGUCACUCUGAGAUUGUUGAAAUCCUACAGAAAAUGUAGCACUUUUGGUGACAUUAAAACCUGGAGACAUAGCUUUACACAACUUUAGAUGUUCCAAUAAUAUCCAUGCCACCCACUUUGUCAAAAGUAUUAUGGGAGUCUUGCAAAAUGUUCAUUAAUACCAUCCAAAUUCACCUUCAUCAAGUUUUCUGGACCACCUUUAACUCUUGUUUUCUCUGUUCUGACCCGUGUUCUUUCCAUUAUGUAGCUAUGUCCAUGUGCUAACUGUUUGUGUUCGUCCAUAGUUGCAGUCAUUCUCUAUACCUCCUAGGACAUCAGCAUCUAUCUGGUGUAUUAUACCUUCAGUACAUGUCAUCUCUAAUGCCUCCAUCUUCUCCACUUUCUUGUUUGCUACCAUUAUCAUGUACUGUAAAGGAUAAUAAUAAUAAUAAUAAUAAUCA
Geodia barretti is the source of this 4306-nucleotide messenger RNA. The record is from the annotation of a GenBank genome assembly. NCBI's taxonomy places the organism in Eukaryota, Metazoa, Porifera, Demospongiae, Tetractinellida, Geodiidae.